CAUUAAUUGAUUAGUUUAAAAACACCUUUUACGUCGCUCGAUUGAAAUACUCAAUUUGGGAAAUGUCUUGCUACGAAUUCGUUCAAACGCUGUCCGUUUUUGUGAUCAGCAUUCAGCUUAUUUUUGGAGUCUUUCGAUGGAUUUAUGGCAAUGUGAUCGGUCCCAAAUUUCUUGAGCCAGUGAAUCUUCGCCAAUAUGGCAGUUGGGCAUUAGUUACUGGUGCUACCGACGGAAUAGGCAAACAGUAUGCAAGAUCGUUGGCUAAACGAGGACUCAACGUUAUACUCGUAUCGCGAACACUUUCUAAAUUGGAAUCGGUCGCUAAAGAAAUAUCCGAAACCUUUAACGUACAGACGCAAGUCAUUGCUGUUGAUUUCACAUCUGGUCCGGAAAUUUACACUCAGAUUCAGCAACAGAUUAGCGGUAAAGACAUCGGCAUUUUAAUUAACAAUGUCGGCAUGUUCUAUCCAGCACCCGAUUUCUUCCUCAACAUUCCCGAUCGCGAAAAAGUGAUCCAAGAUAUUAUCAGAUGCAACGUUACCGCUGUUCCAAUGAUGUGUAAUUUGAUUUUACCUCAAAUGGUUCAAAGAAAGCAAGGACUCAUUGUCAACAUUUCGUCAUUGUUGUCUGUAUUUCCCGGUCCAUUGGCGACCAUGUAUGCCGCAUCCAAAGCUUUCGUUAGUAAAUUUUCGAACGAUUUAGCAGCCGAAUAUGAGUCUCAAGGUAUUACUGUUCAGGUGCUGGUAACUGGUGAAGUCGCUACCAAUAUGAAUAAACAAGAGGGAGGGACAUUUUCUGUACCCAAAGCCAGUCAAUAUGUUGAAUCAGCGCUCUCUUAUGUUGGUCAUGCUCGAUAUACGAGCGGGUUUCUGCCUCAUUCGUUGUUAGCAAUCAUUGGCCAAUUAGUUACGUUUAUCGCACCAUCACUUGUCGAACGUUUGGUGACAAAGAAUAUGCUUGCAGUACGUGAAAAAGCAAUCAAAAGAGGGUCCUACAAACCGGGAAAGUGAAAAUAUAACGGGAGGUCAUCUGUUAUCAACAACAACGACAAAAAUAAGCGAUGAGCUGUUUCUAGUGUCUAACAAAAUGAUUGUUUAAACAAAAGAAGUAAAA
Molecule: messenger RNA, 1113 nt
Organism: Bradysia coprophila
Lineage: Eukaryota; Metazoa; Arthropoda; Insecta; Diptera; Sciaridae
Product: very-long-chain 3-oxoacyl-CoA reductase-like
Cellular component (GO): endoplasmic reticulum
Molecular function (GO): oxidoreductase activity
Source: RefSeq, a predicted model, not a curated record